Messenger RNA from Pseudoliparis swirei, 4031 nucleotides. RefSeq names its product potassium sodium-activated channel subfamily T member 1a (gene kcnt1a). Lineage: Eukaryota; Metazoa; Chordata; Actinopteri; Perciformes; Liparidae. The transcript is spliced from 30 exons. Gene Ontology annotation, cellular component: membrane. The record is from RefSeq and is a predicted model, not a curated record. Gene Ontology annotation, biological process: potassium ion transport. Gene Ontology annotation, molecular function: intracellular sodium-activated potassium channel activity.
AUGGAGCAGCAGGAGAACGAGGAGGUGCCUCCGCUGCCCCUCCGCUUACGCUUCAGAGACCUGCUGCUCGGGGACGAGAGCUUCCAGAACGAUGACAGGGUUCAGGUGGAGUUCUAUGUGAAUGAAAACACCUUCAAGGAGCGGCUAAAGCUCUUCUUCAUCAAAAACCAAAGAUCAAGCCUUCUGAUACGCGUGUUCAACUUCUCCCUGAAGCUGCUCACCUGUCUGCUGUACAUCAUCCGAGUGGUUACAGACCACCCCGGUCAGGGCGCCGAUCACAGCGCGGGACAACAAAACGCUCCCAGUGGCAACAACAAAUGAGAAAUAAACUGGGAGUUGAUCUUCUGGGUGGACAGAAAAGUUCCUGUGUGGGCCAUUCAAGUGAUUGUCGCCAUCAUUAGUUUCCUGGAGACUAUGUUACUGAUGUAUCUGAGCUACAAGGGGAACAUUUGGGAGCAGAUAUUCCAGGUGUCCUUUCUUCUGGAGAUGAUCAACACGGUUCCCUUCAUCAUUACGAUCUUCUGGCCCUCCAUAAGAAACAUCUUCAUUCCCGUGUUUCUCAACUGCUGGCUCGCCAAGUGCGCUUUGGAGAACAUGAUCAAUGAUGUCCACAGAGCAAUCCAGAGGACCAACUCGGCCAUGUUCAACCAGGUCCUGAUUCUCAUCUGCACCCUGCUCUGCCUGGUCUUCACUGGGUCCUGCAGCACGUGUGGAAUCCAGCACCUGGAGCGAGCAGGGAAAAACAUCUCCCUCUUCAACUCCUUCUACUUCUGCAUCGUCACCUUCUCCACCGUGGGCUUUGGAGACGUCACUCCGCGCAUUUGGCCCUCCCAGCUGCUGGUGGUCAUCAUGAUCUGCGUAGCUCUGGUGGUUCUGCCUCUGCAGUUUGAGGAGCUGAUGUACUUAUGGAUGGAGAGACAGAAGUCCGGAGGGAAUUACAGCCGCCACCGAGCGCAGACAGAGAAACACGUGGUGCUGUGUGUCAGUGCACUAAAGAUAGACCUGCUCAUGGAUUUCCUCAACGAAUUCUAUGCCCAUCCCAGGCUGCAGGAUUACUAUGUGGUGAUCCUGUGCCCGAGUGAAAUGGACCUCCAGGUGCGGAGAGUGUUGCAGAUCCCUCUGUGGUCCCAAAGGGUCAUCUAUCUGCAGGGAUCCGUUCUCAAAGACCAGGACCUGCUCAGAGCCAAAAUGGACGACGCCGAGGCUUGUUUCAUUCUGAGCAGUCGCAACGAGGUGGAUCGCAUGGCUGCGGACCACCAGACCAUCCUGAGAGCCUGGGCAGUGAAGGACUUUGCCCCAAACUGCCCCCUCUAUGUCCAGAUACUCAAACCUGAAAACAAGUUCCAUGUCAAAUUUGCAGAUCACGUUGUGUGUGAGGAGGAGUUCAAGUACGCCAUGUUGGCUCUCAACUGUGUGUGUCCUGCCACCUCCACCUUGGUCACGCUCCUCGUGCACACCUCUCGCGGACGAGAAGGACAACAGUCCCCGGAGCAGUGGCAGAGGAUGUACGGAUGUUGCUCUGGCAACGAGGUCUACCACAUCCGAGUGUGUGACAGCAAGUUCUUUGGAGAGUAUAACGGCAAAAGCUUUACGUACGCCUCCUUUCACGCUCACAAGAAGUACGGCGUGUGUCUGAUCGGAAUAAAGAAGGAAGACAACAAGAGCAUCCUGCUGAACCCCGGGCCGUGCCACAUCAUGGCCGCCACAGACACCUGCUACUACAUCAACAUCACCAAGGAGGAGAACUCAGCCUUCAUCUUCAACCAGGAGGAGAGGAAGGGCCGCUCCGCCGGGGGUCUCUUCGACGGACCCUUGCAGCUUCCUGUGCACAGCAUCAUAGCUCGCAUGGGCACCGUGGCCAUGGAUCUUCAGAAUACGAGUCCGCCCGACGUGCCAUGUGGUAAACUAGUCCCGCCUACAGUGAACGGAACCAGGCGCCGCCGGCCGAGCAUCAGUCCGGUGCAGGAGAUCGCCGACUCCGCCUCAAUUCUGCCAUGUGACCUCCUCAGCGACCAAUCAGAGGAUGACUCCGUGUUCACGGAUGAGAAGGGCCACUCGUCUACUGAGUACGUGAAAGGUUAUCCCCCUAACUCGCCGUACAUCGGGAGCUCGCCCACCCUGUGCCAUCUGCUGGCUGAGAAAGCUUCUUUUUGCUGCCUACGUCUGGACCAGGGUUGCCGGCACAACAGCUUUGAGGACGCGAAGGCUUACGGCUUUAAAAACAAGCUCAUCAUUGUGUCGGCCGAGACUGCGGGGAACGGCCUUUAUAACUUCAUCGUGCCCCUCAGAGCUUAUUACAGACCCAGGAAAGAACUCAAACCCAUCGUCCUGCUGCUAGAUAACCCGCCAGAUAAUCACUUUCUGGAGGCCAUCUGCUGUUUCCCGAUGGUCUACUACAUGGCGGGGACCAUAGACAAUCUGGACAGCCUCCUGCAGUGUGGUAUUAUCUACGCUGAUAAUUUAGUUGUCGUGGAUAAAGAGAGUACAAUGAGUGCCGAGGAGGACUACAUGGCCGACGCCAAAACCAUUGUCAACGUGCAGACGAUGUUCAGGUUGUUUCCCAGCCUCAGCAUCAUCACAGAGCUUACUCAUCCAUCCAACAUGAGAUUCAUGCAGUUUAGAGCAAAGGACUGCUAUUCACUGGCCCUCUCCAAGCUGGAGAAGAAAGAGCGUGAUAAAGGUUCCAACUUGGCCUUCAUGUUUCGCCUACCCUUCGCUGCAGGGAAAGUGUUCAGCAUCAGCAUGUUGGACACCCUGCUGUAUCAGUCUUUUGUGAAGGACUACAUGAUCCUGAUUGCGAGGCUGCUGCUGGGGCUGGACACCACUCCAGGAUCAGGAUUCCUUUGUGCUAUGAAGAUAACAGAAGAAGAUCUGUGGAUUAGUACUUAUGGAAGACUGUACCAGAAACUCUGCUCCUCUAGUGCCGAGAUUCCCAUCGGGAUCUAUCGGACAUAAUCCCACAUUUUCCAGACUUCUGAGCCCCACCCCCCCAAGUCACAGGUGUCGGUCAGCGUCUCCGACUGCGACGCCGCCAAGGACAAGGGGGACGAGUCUCGCAGCAACGACCAAUCGGAUCACCCCCUGCUGAGGAAGAAGAGCAUGCAGUGGGCGCGACGCCUGAGCAAGAAGAGCGUCAGGUGGCAGGGGGUGAGCCGGGACUCCAGCAAGGACCACGCCCAGCGCAUCGCCCAGCAGCGCCUCAACCUCUACCGGCGCUCCGAGAGGGAGGAGCUGACGGAGCUGGUCCGCAACCGCAUGCGGCACCUGGGCCUCCCCACCUCGGGAUACGACGACUUAACUAAUAUGACGGCCAGCGAUGUCAUGAACAGAGUCAACCUGGGAUACCUGCAAGACGAGCAGAAUGACCAGCAGAACACGCUGUCCUACGUCCUGAUCAACCCGUCUCCCAACACCCGGCUGGAGCUCAACGAUGUUGUGUACCUGAUUCGUUCGGACCCUCUGGUUCACGUCCCAGAGGAGCCUCCCGUCCACAGAAGCAGCCUGAGAGAGAGACACGAGUCCAGCGCAGACGCCAAAGGAGACACACAGCUCUGAUGGCCCGCUGACCUCAUAACCCCCCCCCCCCUCCUCCAGCUCUCAUGGGGGGAGGGGGUCUUGUGUCCACGCAGGUCUACAGCUGUAUGAUAUGAGCGCCUCCUGUCUGGCAGGUGACAUGUCCAUCCUCCGGCCACAGACAGAAGAGAGGUGUGUUCCCUCAGGUGAGAGGUCACGGGAUGCAGUUGACAGGGAUUUGAAUGGGGUCACACCUGUCGCCCUUGUUUAGAGCGAGUUAGAGAUUCUCCAAACAAAAGGAUGACAGUGAUUGUAGAUUUUGUUUCUGUGUAUAUUCUGUGUGUAAUAUUAGAUAUUUUGGGAUGCCGGCGUUGGCGGCUCGGGGUCUAUCCAUCUUUUCUUGACUUCAGAUGUACAUAUUGUAGAUGUCCCCGGGGCAUGAAGCUAUUUACCACUUUUCACAUGAAAUAAAGCAUAUGUUCAUAACGGUGUGACUUAAAUAAAGUAUGUGCAUUUAA